GGUUAACAUGGCUUUGUUGUCAUUAUAAGGAAGUGUUAUGUUUCAUAAAGUCAAGUGAUUUCUAUUAAUAUACUUAAUUAAAUUAAUAAAAGCAUGGCACGUCCUUGAAUGGAUUAUUAUUUUAUUCAUCAAGCUAAAUGAACAUAUCAUUUUCAUUAAACGAUCAUACAAAGUGAAAGCUAUGGCUGGUGUUAUACAAGAGGUUAGAGAUCCUCUGUCCACGGACAGUAAAGGAUCUACAAAUAUUAAAACAACGAUAUCUUAUGAGGAAAUUGCUAUUAAGCUUUUAAACGAAAAGCUUUUAUUAACGGCUUUAGAAUUACAUGCAGAGUUAUGUGAAGCUGGAAAAGAAUUACCUAUUUUAAGAGAAUUUUUUUCAAAUCCAAAUCAUUUUGAAAAUCAAAAUAUUAAGCCAGAACCAUAUACCACUAUGCCUAGAUCUUCUAGUCAGGCUACUUUGGAUUCGCUUGAUAUGACAAGAUAUUCAGAAGAUGGUGCAGGUAUUGAUGAAAGAGUAGCAAUUUUAGAAUUUGAACUAAGAAAGGCUAGAGAAAAUAUUUCAGCUCUCCGUGCAAAUCUUACAGUAGUAACAGAAUCGGAAGGGACUAUAACUGAUAAAUUCUCUGAUAAGUAUUUAUCUAAUGAAACCCCCAUAAAACCUCAUGAACAAAGAGCUAUAAAUUUUCUUGUUAACGAAUAUUUGUUAGCAAGCUCUUACAAAUUAACAUCAAUUACGUUUAGUGAUGAAAAUGAAAAUCAAGAUUUUGAAGAUUGGCAAGAUGUAGGAUUAAAUAUUCCAAAACCAGCAGAAUUAUUACAAAUUUAUAGAGAAUAUAUGAAAGCAAAUGGAUAUGAUAAAUCAUCUUCUAUAAGUGUUGGUGUGCAAACUGAUUUCUGUGAAAAAUUAAAAGCAGAAACAGAGAAAGAUGAAUUUAAAGAAAUGGUGAAAAAAGUAGAGGAACUUAAACAACAGACUGCAUUAUUAGAACAAGAAAGAUUGGAUUUACAAGAAUUUAUUGUCACUAGUGAAAAUUUAUCUCAAAAUCCAAUUAAACAAGGUAGUAGCGGAACAAUACAAACAAUAAAUUCAAAUUCUACUACUCCAGAUAAAUUUGAACUUCUUGAAACACCAGUUCGUGAUACAUCGACAGUAACUCAAGAAGUCGAAGAAGAUGAUAGCGUUUCUGUUGUUGUCAGUCUUGGCGAAACUGAUCCCGGAGAUAAAGAAUGGACUAGAAUACAAUUACCUAGAGUGGAUGUUACCGAAGGAUCAUCUAUUCUUCCUAAUCCGCCAUCUAGACAUUUACCAUUAAAAUUCAAAAUGGAAGUAAUAGCACAUUGUUUAAUAAAUGUUUCAAGUUCUGCAAUUUCUACUGCAGAAGAAGUUUUCAAAAAUGGUAUAACACGUGAUACUCUUAUUCAAAUUUUAACACAAACAUUACCUCGGAUUGUACCUAAUAUUAUUUUAAAUAAGCGCGAAGAAGUGAUACCAUUAAUAUUAAGCACAAUUCGACUUCAUAAUGAUUCUACAGAAAGAGAAAAAUUAUUACAAUUGUUAUUUAAUUUAAAAAAAAGACCACAAGAAGAUGAAAGACAAUUGAUUUUAGCUGGUUUCAUUGCUAUGGCAAAACUUGAAGAUGAACCAAUGGAAGGUGAAGAAAUUUUGACUAUUUGUUGGGAACAAAGUCAACAUAAAUAUCCUGAAAAAAGAUUAUUAGCUAUUGAGUGUUGUUCCGUAUUAGCUCCAUAUAUGUCAGUUUGCAUAAGAAAUUCUUUAAUGCUUUCUAUGCUUCAACAAAUGUUACUUGAAGAUAAAGAUCCUACAGUUAGGGCUAGUGUGGUGAGAAGUCUUGCAUUAUUGAUAGCUUUAAUGGAUGAUCCUGAUAAAUAUUUUCAGUGUGAAGAAUUAGCAUUAACAGCACUUCAUGAUAUAUCAUCUAUUGUUGUUGAAGUUGCAUCUUCUUUACUUUUACCAAUUUUAGCUCAAUGGGCGCUUUCCCUCAAAAGAUUACAGACACAUCUAUUGCCACGUAUCAUAUCUAAAGUAAAAAGUCAUUUAAAAUCUUCAUAUUUUCAACAUUCACCUAAUAAAGAUCAUGUAGAUGAAGAAAGAAUAGUAUCAUCAAUUGGAGUAUUACAGUAUUUACUUCCACAUAUGAUUAUCUGUAUAGCAGAUACUGAUUCAGUUAGAACUUAUGUUGAACAUGGAAUAUCAUCUGAUUUACCUGAUGUGUUUAUAAAUUUGUGUCAUUCCAAUAUCGUUAAUCCAAAAGUAUUUUACGAUGGUGAUGUGGAUAUAGGAAAUCUUCUAAAUGCGUUUUUUGCAAAUACAUGGGAAAAUGAUUCAUGGCCAGAAUUAGAUUGGUUUACAAAUAAAUUAGUAUUGGAUAUUUUGGAAAUGAUAAAAUCUGUCGAAAUUAAUCAAGAGACAAUUUUAAAUGCUCUUCUAACAUAUAUUCAUUCUUUAUGUUUGGGUUUUGGGCGAUAUAUUACACAAACACGGAUUCAACCAAUAAUUGCAUCUGAAGUAACUGAACUUGAACAACAAUUAACGACUUUAUCAACUGAUAAAAAGAAUAUGAAUUUGACAUUAAUUCCAACAUAUUUAAUUAUAUUAUCCACUUUAAAUGGUAUAGAUGUUUCUAAAUCUUUAAAACAGUUCCUUGUUGCUUUAUCUAUGAGUGGCACCAAUAUUACUAGUUUACAGAUCGCAAUUAUUAUGUUAUGCGCUCAAGAAAAUAUGCAAGAACAUAUUCUUAGUGGUUUAUGGGAUGGGGUAGUACAUCAAAGACCUAUUGUAAGAUGCACAACUGCAACAUUAUUUGGUUGUAUAAUAGCUCAUAUUUCCGAUCAGUUAGCAAGUACUAAGGUAGUUCCUGCAAUUGUAACACUCGUUAGUGAUCCUGAUAUAACUGUUCGAUCUGCUGCAAUUCCUUCUCUUGGUCGUUUAAUAACGGAAUGUAAAGUUAGAGAGAUCCGUGAUAAAGCACGUUUAACUUUAGAAACUAUUGCUAAAGAACCUCAUGGCAUUCCGCCAACCUUAGCACUCCCUUUGGUCUCAACAUUAGCAUUUAUUGCUCCUAAUUGUCCUCAAAAUUAUAUAGAAGAUGUUAUAGCAACGCAAUUAAUGGGCAUAACUUCAUCAGCAUUACAGCAAAAUCGUAAAAUUGAUCUCAUUAGUUCAUUAAUUGAAGCAUAUUCUGUCUUGGUUUAUUGUCCAUUGAGUAAUCAAUGUGUUUCUAGCGUAUUAUUGCCCGGAUUAAAGUAUCUUGAACAAUUGGUUAAUCAAUAUUUACCUCAACAAAAAGAAACAGUUAGAUCAUUAUUACGAGAAACAGAAUCACGACAGGAUCUUUCAAAACCAAUGGAAAGAUCUUUAUCAAUGAGUUCUGGCCUUUCUUUAUCAAUGGCUUCGGUAAACGUAGGACAAGGUGUAGAAGAUAUGAGACAGAGAGUGAGCAAAAUAUUUCAACAAAAAACUAGUUCGCCAAGUAUGUCUAGUAUUUUUCGAAAGAAAUAAAAUUUUUUUGUUAUUCAUGUUUAAUCAUAAA
This is a messenger RNA of Apis mellifera (honey bee), 3551 nucleotides long. Its product is annotated as lisH domain and HEAT repeat-containing protein KIAA1468 homolog. Bases 182 to 3520 code for a protein of 1112 amino acids. The transcript is spliced from 16 exons. Gene Ontology annotation, molecular function: protein binding. Gene Ontology annotation, cellular component: recycling endosome; trans-Golgi network. Gene Ontology annotation, biological process: intracellular cholesterol transport. The record is from RefSeq and is a predicted model, not a curated record. NCBI's taxonomy places the organism in Eukaryota, Metazoa, Arthropoda, Insecta, Hymenoptera, Apidae.